Molecule: messenger RNA, 2430 nt
Organism: Oppiella nova
Lineage: Eukaryota; Metazoa; Arthropoda; Arachnida; Sarcoptiformes; Oppiidae
Source: the annotation of a GenBank genome assembly
AUGAAAGCUAACAAACCCGAAGAGGUAGCCAUUAUAGCACUUUCUAACAAUGGGAACAUGGCCAUUGUAGCCAAAACAGCAUCACUAUGGCCACAUUUGUCUGCAGCACCCUCACCAUUUUCCGAAAGAGUGAAUGGCACGCUACAGAAAUUUCGGUCAUUUUUCGGUAAAUUCCUGUUGACAAACUUCGGUACCUUUAACUCAUCCGUCAUACCCCUGGACCUCAAACGUUACUACAGUCAGUCUGUGGACUACAUCAAAAAUCGUAAGGUUAACAUCAAGGAACUGUACCAGGGCACUAUUGCGCUAGCUAGCAAAUACCUGGCUAAAUUGAAAGCAAAAUCAGGCGCCAAAAAUGGCACCCAUUUAGCUGCCGUAGCUCUGCCUGGACAUGAUCAGGGAAUUCCGGCUCAAAAUAACCCGGCUAUUCAGCACAUAAACAAUGACAUACAGCAACACCCGGAACAGGAAGUAGAUACCGGUGCUCAACCUAAUCAACAACCUAUUGAACAACCCCAGUCUAGAUCUGCCAGUAAAAUCCCGAAACAAGGCAAUAAUCCCGCACAAACCCACCCUGGUGCAGCGGGUGAACUCGAAUUUUAUAGCAACCUAAUUAUACCGAGCAAUCCCGGAGUGGCAAAUAAACAUAGAAACAAGUAUGUAUUGCAACAGCCAGACAAUGAGCCAGGUGCGCAGCAACCACGUCCAUGGGGAGCGGGUCUCGGUGCUCGCCUUAAUAAACCGGACCUGGGACAGCCCCAACCGCAAGUUGGCAUUGACGUAGAGCAUAAUGAGGGAGUGCCCACUCAGGGUAACUCAGGUAUUGAUCAACCUAACCCUGGGGGCGAUCAAAAUAAUCCCGUAAUCGUGGGUAAUGCGGGAAAUGAUGGCAUUGCGGGACUGGUUGGUAGUGCGGGACUGGAUGGCAGUGCGGGUACGGCUCCCAUACAAGCGCUGGGAGUGCCUAAUCAAGGAAUAGUUGCCGGUGAGGGUGAUGUGGCUACUAAUCCUGGUCAUCCUACUAGUCCAGUGGUCGGCUACCCCUACAAGACUAAUAACGCGCCUAUACGUGCUGGUGCCAGUCCAUCAUCUAGUAAAACCAGCAAAAUUACCAAAACUACCAAAGCCUCCAAAGCCACCAAAACCACGACCACACCCACCACUACCACCACCGAGGAAGUGGAUCUAAAUUUACAGGCUAUCCUGGCUCAGGGCGACGACACCACCACUACCGAGGAAGUGGAUGAAAAUUUAAAGGCCAUCCUCGAAGGUUCUGGUAAGCAGGGUAACGAGACGACUGUCCAGACAACCAAUACGGAGGCCUCGGAUGAGGAUAACAAACUCAAAGAUGCCGCACCAGACGCACCUCCACCCUCACCCCCACCACCAGUUGUCGUAGCAAAAGCACAGGUGGUUCAACUUAAGCCCGUGGCUAAACCAUCAGGAUUAGCUGCACCGGUAGCCCCGGGAGCACCAUCUAAACCAGGUGCUCCCAGAGCUCCAGGUGCUGUAGUAAAAGCGGGAGGUGUGCAAGUUGCUCCAGUAAAAGCAGCACCUGGAGCGGCACUGGUAGCAGCACCGGGAACGACAGGCGUAGCCAAUAGACCGAUGACCAACGCGGAGAAGUUUAAGCAAGCUCAAAAAGUGUACAACAUAUUAAGCUUGGGUGCGCUAAAGUUUUUGAACAUGACGGCCAAGGUGGGUCAAAUUUUGAUAAAUGGUACAUGGCACUAUACCAAAGUACUUGGCAAUGAGACCAUGCGCCAUUGGAAUAAACGUGAUCAAUACGCCGCCCAAAUCAAAAAUAGCACGGGUAAGUUUGUCAAUGGCACCACCAAGUUUGCCAAGGUACUAGUCAACGGCACCAAGAUGGUUUACGAGCAAAAUAGCAAAACCUUGAAACAACUACAAAAUGAGACCACCCAGAUCUAUAAUAAUAGGUCAGCGAUCGUAGGGGAAUUAACAAAUAGCACCUUGGACGCUAUAAAUAAGUUUAGCAAUGAAAGCGAGGAAUAUCAAAAGAAUCGCCAUAAAAUGAAACAGGGUAAACCGGGCACCAGGGUCAUAGCCAGCACGGGAGGUGACCAAACACCAGCACAGCCUACGAGUGACCCGGGUGCAGCACCGGCAGCUAGUGAUCCAGCAACGGCGGCUGAUCCCGGUGCUACACCAACACCAGAGGCUACUACCGCGGUUGAUGGGGCUGCAGGAGCUACUGAAGCUACCAGUGCUCUGGAUGUGCCGUUAAAGGCUGACUCUGAAGGGGAGACAAGUACUGAGGGUGAUACUACGACCUCUACCGGUGCUCCUGAUGUGACGUUAAAGGCUGACUCUGGAGGGGAGGAUAGUAGUGAUACUACAACCACUACCGGCGCUCCGGAUGUACCGUUAAAAUCCAGUGGUGACGUAACUGAGGAACAAAGUGAACAA